Salvelinus sp. IW2-2015 is the source of this 1373-nucleotide messenger RNA. NCBI's taxonomy places the organism in Eukaryota, Metazoa, Chordata, Actinopteri, Salmoniformes, Salmonidae. The record is from RefSeq and is a predicted model, not a curated record.
UGUUCGACGGUCUUGUCGGGGGAAGAUCAGGUCUAGUUAUUCGCACAAGUGUKAUUGAGAUAUUAUAUUAUAAAGKAUUAUUAGCAUUAUUUUCUGAACUAAUAUUUCCCGACUUCAUUUGGACGUCGUGAUUUUUCAGAGAUUUUACGCACGACAUGCCACCUUGCGUUAUUGAAAAAGACAGCUCCAGGGCCCUGUAUACAGUUAUGUGGUUGUGCAUAUUGGCAGCUUGGUGUGUGUCUCUCUCCACUGCCACUUCUGACAUUUUCACAUGUUCGGUACCCGAGGAUCCGGUCUCGGCGCGGUUGGGACAUGUUGCCACCAUGCCMUGCUGGCUCACCCCUUCCACGAACGCAGAGGGUCUGGAGGUGCGUUGGUACCGGCCCAAAGAUUUCGACAACCCGGUCUUGCUCUACAGCGAGAGAAAGAUCCAGGAAGCCUCACAGCAGUCCCAAUACGUGGGCCGCACCUCCCUAGGGCUCCGGGAGGUUACRUCAGWAGGGCUGAAGGGAGGGGAUGUGACCUUGARKCUGGUUAAUGUCACUCUGAGAGACCAAGGGGAGUAUGUGUGCUACGUCAGCAGUAACCAGGACUAUGAGACUGCCAGUGUCUUUCUCAACGUAACUGUGAUGGGCAGCCCUCCUCUCCUCUCAGCAGUCAGAACAGAUGCUGACUCUGUGAAUGUGAGCUGUGUUUCCCAUGGAUGGAAGCCAAGGCCCAGGCUACAGUGGUCAGAUGGGAGGCAGACUCUGAAACCUGAGAAGCUGGAAUACAGCAGUGGUGCCCAUGGUCUGGUGUCUGCCCACAGCUGGGUCCUCUCUUUACCAUACGACGCUGCCGCCUUGGUCUCCUCACUACGACAGAACCGUGACAGAAGACCCACCAUAAAAGGACCAAGCAGCGUCGUGAAUGAGGAGCGGGAAUCAUGGCACCCGGAAGAGAUGAUUGAGGCACAUCCUGACCUGAAAGCUCCCUCGCAGUUGCCGGCUAGAAUGGGCCUCCACCAGACGGAUGGGUGCCGGUUCAGCGCUCCUGGUCUCCAGUGCAUGUCCUCAGCCUGUACCACCAAUUCCGGCACCACGCAUCAUGCUUUCCAGUGGCGCUUCCACAGUCCAGGAGUGCUCCGGCGACAGUACCCAUCCGGAGCUUCCGGGCGACAGUACCCAGUCACGGAGCUUCCGGCACAGUACCCAGUCCGAGCUUCCGGCCGACAGUACCAGUCCGGAGCUUUCCGGCGACAUACCCAGUCGGGCUUCGCGGCGACAGUACCCCGCUGUCCGGAGCGAUCCGGCCGACAGUACCAGUCCGGAACCUCCGCGACGAUCCACAUCCGAACCUCCGCGACGAUCCACAGUCCGGAGCCUCCGGGAUGA